CCACCCGUAAGGGAUGACUUCCUCCCGCCAGGUCCGUACUCGCCCCGUCCCCCGGCCCGCCGUGACGUCAGCCCAAUUAGCUCCUCCGGCCGCCGCCAAUUAAACCCCCUUCAAUUAAUCUCCAUCUCCGGCAACAAGCGGCCUUUUCAUUUUCGUCGCCUGAAAAAUCGCCGUCUGUUUCCCUCAUUUCCCCCUCGGUCAGGCUCUGCACGGCUGUGUAUUUUCGAGUGGGCGUCGACUCGCUCAGCAUCUGUUAAAAAUAUCACGAAAUUGUCUUAAUUGACUGAGCUCAUUCACAGUCGGCUAUGACACUUGUUGCUUCACGAACAAAUGAAAACGCAGUAGUUUUGGCUCGGUUUGAGCGGAAAAAUGGAGUUUUACCACGGGAACGGUGCUGGAAAUAAGAGGAAAAAGUGCGCGGCCAAUGGGAGCGAGGAGGUCGGGGCACCUGUGCGACAGAGGAGUCAGGCGAAUGCGAGGGAGAGAGAUAGGACGCACAGAUGUAAUGAAGCCAAGAAAAUUUUGGACAUAUAUUCAAAACCCAAAAGCGUGAACACGGCCUUCUCCACCCUUAGAACCCUCAUCCCCACGGAACCCAAGGACCGCAAACUUAGCAAAAUCGAGACCCUGCGACUAGCCUCCAGCUACAUCUCCCACUUGGGCACCCAACUCAUGGCGGGCCCCAUCGACCAGCCCUGCCUGAGACUGGCCAACAAAAUCGACGAAACGUCGAACCGAGUGUGCACUUUUUGCAUCGCUCACAAAAAAUUACCAAAACAAGACGAGUACGACUACACCCCGAAUUUCGAGAGCCAGAUCGUGCUGAAUCCCGGCUCCCCGAACGCCAUUUUCGCCACUAACGACUUAACCGCCAUCUAUUACUAAUCGCACGAAGCGGAUGGUUUUGGGACCACUCUGUAUAUUUUAAGCUAGUUAUUAACG
Messenger RNA from Zophobas morio, 942 nucleotides. Its product is annotated as transcription factor 15-like. The record is from RefSeq and is a predicted model, not a curated record. Gene Ontology annotation, molecular function: DNA-binding transcription factor activity, RNA polymerase II-specific; RNA polymerase II transcription regulatory region sequence-specific DNA binding; protein dimerization activity. The transcript is spliced from 4 exons. Lineage: Eukaryota; Metazoa; Arthropoda; Insecta; Coleoptera; Tenebrionidae. Gene Ontology annotation, biological process: developmental process; regulation of transcription by RNA polymerase II. The coding region runs from base 370 to 885 and encodes 171 amino acids.